AUGAUCAUUUAUCAGGAUCUCAUCAGCUAUGGGGACAUCUACAAGGUCUGGGAGAUCACUGAAGGCCUGUGCCUGAAGGUUGAGGGGAAGAUAGUCAGUAGAACAGAAGGUAACAUUGAUGACUCCCUCAUUGGUGGAAAUAUCUCUGCUGAAGGCCCCAAGGGUGAAGGAACCAAAAACACAGUAAUCACUGGUGUUGAUAUUGUCAUGUACCAUCACUUGAAGGAAACCGGCUUCAUAAAAGAAACCCACAAGAAGUAUAUCAAAGAUUACAUGAAAUUAAUCAAAGGAAAACUUGAAGAACAGAGACUAGAAGGAGUAAAACCUUUUAUGACAGGGGCUGCGUAA
Molecule: messenger RNA, 348 nt
Organism: Pteropus alecto (black flying fox)
Lineage: Eukaryota; Metazoa; Chordata; Mammalia; Chiroptera; Pteropodidae
Product: translationally-controlled tumor protein
Exons: 1
Coding region: 1-348 (115 amino acids)
Cellular component (GO): cytoplasm
Molecular function (GO): calcium ion binding
Source: RefSeq, a predicted model, not a curated record